Microcebus murinus (gray mouse lemur) is the source of this 2081-nucleotide messenger RNA. The record is from RefSeq and is a predicted model, not a curated record. NCBI's taxonomy places the organism in Eukaryota, Metazoa, Chordata, Mammalia, Primates, Cheirogaleidae.
GGAAGCCAAGACAGUCCUGUGCACGGCCACCUCAGACUCCACCAGCCGCCAGAGAGCAGAACGGUGGCCGUCUUGGGGACCACAGGAGGUGCUGUGUGCCCCCAUGACGCCCGCCCCUACCCGCCUGGCCCACUCGCCUCCCUGCUCCCUGCUGCUGGCGCUGUUCCUUGUCCUCUCAGGAGCCUCUGAGCAGAGCAAUGGGAACGAGUGGCAUGCGCUACAGCCGGAGGGCCCCAUGCUGGUGGCAGAGGGUGAGACGCUCAUAUUGAGGUGUACGGCGGUCGGCUCCUGCGUUGAUGAUAUGAUUAAAUGGGUCAAGGUCAGCUCUCAGGACCAGCAAGAAAUUUAUAACUUCAAACGUGGCUUCUUCCCCGGGGUGGUGCCCAUGAUCCAACGGACAUCAGAGCCACUGAACUGCGACUACUCCAUCUACAUCCUCAAUGUCACCAAGGAGCAUGCUGGAACCUACCACUGUGUGAGGUCUGAUGGUCUGAGUGAACACUCAGAAACGAAGGCGGAUGAGGGCACCUCGGUGCUUGUGAAGGGAGCUGGGGACCCCAAGCCAUACCUCUGGAUCAUCCAGCCCCAGGACUUGGUGUUGGUGACCGCCGGAGACACUGCCUUCCUGAACUGCACAGUGCUUGGAGACGGGCCCCCUGGACCCAUCAGGUGGUUCCGGGGGGCCGGUCUGAGCCGAGAGGCCAUUUACAACUUUGAAGGCAUCUCCCAGCCCAACGUGACAGCAGUGCGGGCCUCCAAGAAUGACUUCAGCAUUCUUCUGGGAGCCAUCUCCACUGAGGAUGCUGGCACCUAUUACUGCAUAAAGUUUCAUAGGAAACCCAAUAGGCAAUACCUCUCUGGACAGGGUACCACGCUGAGAGUGAAAGCGAAACCCACCUCUUCCCAAGAGGCAGCAUUCUCUGGCGAACAUGUAGCCAGGAUAUCUCCAACAGGCCUCCUGUCUGUGCUCACACCUGUGGUCCUGGGGCUGAAGGCAGUGACCUUGGCUGCACUCCUACUGACCCUGGCUGCCUGCCGGAGAAGCUCUGAGCAAGAAGACUUCAAGACCUUGGGCCCAGCAGAGCCUCACAUCUUAGCAUGGGGCAAGGGGCAAGGAAGGUGUUCCUGAGCAUCUCUGAGCUCGACCAGACAGACCACCUGUGCGCCUCCAUCUACACUCUUCUCUCCCCAUUUCCUGCCUUCUUUCCUUCCCCCUGUGGCUGGCUGGGGGAGUGUAAGAGUUAGAAUGCAGGUCUAGCAGUUGUCACAAGGCUCUUAAGUAAUAGAGGCUUAAACCAGAAAAAAGAUGAUUUCUCUAGUAACAUCCGGCCAUAAGCAAGCCAGGCAAUACUGGGGCUCCCUGGUUUUGAGCAAGGGAUUGCUUGAUCUUGUUGUUACCAGGUCCACAUUCCAGGCAGCCAGACUGGGGAAGAGGUGGGGGAAGGGAGCAUGAUCCUCUCCUUUAAGGGCACAGUCAGGAACUGGCCCACCUCACCUUUAAUUGGCUGGAAUGUGGUCACGUGGUCAUACCUAGCUGCAAAAUCAGCUGGGAAAUGUAGUCUUUAUUCUGGCAGCAAUGUGCCCUGCUGAACUGGAGGGUGGAUAUCAGGAAAUAACCAGUAAUCUUUGCCACAGUGGCAUAAAGGCAGCCUCCUUCUUGCUAUGUAGAACAGUGAAGUUUAAUUCCCAGCGCCUCUUCCCACCACCACCUCCACUAGGGCAGCAGUAACACGGGGCAGCAGUUCUCAAGAAGAGUCAUUUUGCUCCCAUGGAACUUUUGGCAAUGCUAGAGACAUUUUUGGUGGAUGCUACCACCAUCUAGUGGGUAGAGGCCAGGGGUGCUGUUGUUUCUCUACAACAAAGAACUAUGUAAUGCAAAGUGUCAGCAGUGCGGAAGUUGAAAAGCCCUGAUGUAGGGAGACGUUUGCGUGCCCAUGAGUCGGUCACGCUUGACUUCUAACCCUGAAGCCUCUGCUUCCUCACUGGGUGCCCUUAGUGACUAAUCUGUCACUUCCCCUCAAGAAACAUUGAGGACCUCUCUGCCUUGUUUAAGAACCAAUACAAUUCCGCAUUUCCUGAGA